AUGGCUAAGCAAAUGCAAGUAUCUGCAUCUCAAACCAUUGAACUAGUUAGACAGUCAAGAGGUUCACUACCUUCAUUACAAACAGAAGAAGCUAAAUCAAAUUCAACAUAUCGAUACUUUACUCCUCUAAUACCUUCCAAAUCCCAAUAUGCAUCUUCUGAUUUAGAUAAUAAUAAGGAUGAAGAAGAUGGAUAUAAUAAGAAAGAGAAUAAAUUGCAUGCUCCAUCUUAUCCAGAAAAAAUAUCAAAAUCAGAUGAAUGGUUUUUGUCAUUGCAAUACUUGCAUUGUAAUAUAAAUAAUCUAUUGAUCACUAAUUCAUUUUUAGAUAGCAUGAGUAAAUUCGGAGGAGGUAAUUCCAAACAUAUAUUCAAAUCAUUAAGAUGGUAUACAGAUAUGCCAAUUAGUGUAAAGGACAAAGAUGCUAAGAUUGUUACAGCUACUGGAAAUUUUGCUUGUAUUAAUAAUGAUAAACCUGAACCAAUGUUAUGUUUAGGUAUAACAUGGAUUCGAAAAGUUCAAGGUAUUUUUGAUCCAAAUAAAAAUCAAUUUCAAAUGAAGUUAUAUAGGAAGACUUACACUAUCCCAACUUUUAGCAAGGCUACAGAGGUUAAUGAACCAAAGCAACAAGUUUCAGAUAUGUAUGAUAGUGAGAAUUUAAAAAAAAAUAUGACUUACUUAAAAAGCAAAGACGGGCAUAUAGAAGCUAAUCUUUCAGCAUCUUUUAUUAAUUUUUCAAGAUCUGCUUUUCUUCUAGAUGUAUCGAACAAAGUUUGUGCACACUGUGGUUCUUUGAACCUAUCUUUAGAAGAGAUUACUCACAAAGAUAUUUCUCUUAAAGAAUCUAAGAUUAAAAGAAAAGAUCUCCUGUCUAAGAUAAAAAUAUUGGAAACAAAACUAUCUUCAACUCAAAAUAAAUCAAAGAAAAUUACAGCACUUCAGUUUAUGAAAAAAAUACUAGAAAGUAAGUUAGAAUCAGCUCAAAAGGAUGCAUUCUUAACUCAGAAAGAGAUAAAAACAAAAAAUAUAUUGGAUCCUGUAAUUAGGGAAGGUACAGAAAAAAAUACACAGAAUAAGGAACAAAGUUUCAUAUCAAAUUCUGGAGACACAUCAGAGAAAUCAGAGAUUCAAGGCUAUGCCUCAUCUAAAAGUCUUGCAAAAUAUUUUAAAAAAUCAUUAAUUCAAGAUAUUACAAUAGAAGGAACAGUAUGUGCUGACAAGGCUUUAGUUAAUGAUAAUAAUAUUUUUCAUCAAACCUCGCCUUCUCGUUUUUUGAACUCGAAGCCAGAUUAUACUCAUUAUAUAACUGCCUCUGGCAAUUUGUUUUCUGAAAUAUAUAAACCAACUAUGAACAAACAAAAUAAAAUGAAUUAUCAGAAAAAAGAAAUUGUUUAUCCAAUUUAUAAAAAUCAUAAUAUAGACAAAGCUAAUAAACAUGUUGCAUCUCAUUGUCAAUCUCAUCUAGCUAGCCCAACAUGGCCCUUUAGAAUGAUAGUUACAGAAAAAAGUGGAUCAGAUGGUAGAAGAUAUAUUUCUUGUGAUGAUUUAAUAGUUUGUGGUUAUCAUUCUGACAAGCCAAAAUGGGUAUUUGUUAGAUAUAUAUAUGGCAUAAUUUCAAAAGACCCAAAAGCAUCUUACUAUGAAAAUAUAUGA
Cetraspora pellucida is the source of this 1650-nucleotide messenger RNA. NCBI's taxonomy places the organism in Eukaryota, Fungi, Glomeromycota, Glomeromycetes, Diversisporales, Gigasporaceae. The record is from the annotation of a GenBank genome assembly.